AUGGGGCGCUGGGUGCUGCUGCCCGGCUGGUUUUCUGCUACACUGCUGCUGGCGAUGACCUCUCUGCCCGCAGCCCUGGCCGCCAACAGCAGUGGCCGAUGGUGGGGCAUCGUGAACGUGGCCUCCUCCACGAACCUGCUGACGGAUUCCAAGAGUCUGCAGCUGGUGCUGGAGCCCAGUCUGCAACUGCUGAGCCGCAAACAGCGGCGGUUGAUUCGCCAGAACCCGGGAAUCCUGCACAGCGUGAGCGGGGGGCUGCAGAGCGCCGUGCGCGAGUGCAAGUGGCAGUUCCGGAACCGCCGCUGGAACUGUCCCACGGCUCCCGGGCCCCACCUCUUCGGCAAGAUCGUCAACAGAGGCUGCCGAGAAACAGCGUUUAUCUUCGCCAUCACUUCAGCCGGGGUCACCCAUUCAGUGGCGCGGUCCUGCUCCGAGGGCUCCAUCGAAUCCUGCACGUGUGACUACCGGCGGCGCGGCCCUGGGGGCCCUGAUUGGCACUGGGGGGGCUGCAGCGAUAACAUCGACUUCGGCCGCCUCUUUGGCCGAGAGUUCGUGGACUCCGGGGAGAAGGGGCGGGACCUGCGCUUCCUUAUGAACCUUCACAAUAACGAGGCGGGCCGCACGACCGUGUUCUCCGAGAUGCGUCAGGAGUGCAAGUGCCACGGGAUGUCCGGCUCUUGCACGGUGCGCACGUGCUGGAUGCGGCUGCCCACGCUGCGUGCGGUGGGCGACGUUCUGCGCGACCGCUUCGAUGGCGCCUCGCGCGUCCUCUAUGGUAACCGCGGCAGCAACCGUGCCUCGCGGGCGGAACUGCUGCGCCUCGAGCCCGAGGACCCUGCGCACAAGCCGCCCUCUCCCCACGACCUCGUCUACUUCGAGAAAUCUCCCAACUUCUGCACGUACAGCGGACGCCUGGGUACUGCUGGCACCGCGGGGCGUGCCUGCAACAGCUCGUCGCCCGCCCUGGACGGCUGCGAGCUGCUCUGCUGUGGCCGGGGCCACCGCACGCGCACGCAGCGCGUCACCGAGCGCUGCAACUGCACCUUCCACUGGUGCUGCCACGUCAGCUGCCGCAACUGCACGCACACGCGCGUACUGCACGAGUGUCUAUGA
Messenger RNA from Choloepus didactylus (southern two-toed sloth), 1113 nucleotides. It is a transcript of the gene WNT1, whose product is annotated as Wnt family member 1. The record is from RefSeq and is a predicted model, not a curated record. Gene Ontology annotation, cellular component: extracellular region. The transcript is spliced from 4 exons. Gene Ontology annotation, molecular function: frizzled binding; cytokine activity. NCBI's taxonomy places the organism in Eukaryota, Metazoa, Chordata, Mammalia, Pilosa, Megalonychidae. Gene Ontology annotation, biological process: multicellular organism development; cell fate commitment; canonical Wnt signaling pathway. Bases 1 to 1113 code for a protein of 370 amino acids.